AUGCCUGAAAGCGGACAAACUCCUCCUCAAACCACAAGCACUCGCUACUUACGUAGAGACAGUCUUCAGGAUUUACUUGAACGACUGUUCCCUGGACAAACAGACUUUGGUAUUCAGAUCAAAGAAGACCAAUGGUCCUUCACUGCCCCUAGAAUAGUGGAGACUGCUGAGCUCGAUUCGGCUCAGGACGACUAG
Molecule: messenger RNA, 195 nt
Organism: Penicillium coprophilum
Lineage: Eukaryota; Fungi; Ascomycota; Eurotiomycetes; Eurotiales; Aspergillaceae
Exons: 4
Coding region: 1-195 (64 amino acids)
Source: RefSeq, a predicted model, not a curated record